Molecule: messenger RNA, 765 nt
Organism: Penicillium lagena
Lineage: Eukaryota; Fungi; Ascomycota; Eurotiomycetes; Eurotiales; Aspergillaceae
Product: SDR family NAD(P)-dependent oxidoreductase
Exons: 2
Coding region: 1-765 (254 amino acids)
Source: RefSeq, a predicted model, not a curated record
AUGGAAUCUCAAACGCUCCUUGGUAAAGUAGCCAUCGUCAGUGGCUCCUCUUCGGGCAUAGGUGCGGCCAUCAUAAGAGAGCUAUCUUCACGGGGAGCCAACACGGUUGUUAACUAUCCAUUCCCACGCCUUCAACCCGAAGCCGAUGCACUGGUCAAAUCUCUCCCAAGCCCAUCCAUUGCCGUGGAAGCCGAUAUGUCGACCACUACUGCUCCACAAAGUCUCGUGGAUGCCGCAGUAACACAAUGGAACCGAAUAGACAUCGUCGUCAAUUGUGUGGCGCUGGCAGUCAACAAACCAUUAGAAGAACAAACGCUUGAAGACUGGGAUCAACUCGUGAAUAUCAACGGUCGGGGCACGUUCCUGCUGACUCAAAAGUGUCUGUCGCAUCUGACCAAGGAUAGCGGGCGCAUUGUGAAUAUUGCCAGCAUCUCCGGCCGCGGUCCUCCGCCAAACCAGACCAUCUACGCGGGAACGAAAGGCAUGGUAGACUCAUUUACAAAGUGCUGGGCGAAAGAGCUGCCUCCGAAAUAUGGAUGUACCGUUAAUGCGGUCAGCCCUGGACCGACCAAGACUGAGGGCUUUCCAGCGGCUGGUGACGAACAGAUGAAGAUUCUCCAACCUAUUAUUGAUCAAACCCCUGUGGGAUCAAGAAUGGCCGAACCUGAGGAGAUCGCGUUCGCGGUUGCGUUUCUAUGCGAGGAAAGGGCGCGCUGGAUCAAUGGCGCGCAUCUUGUCGCCUCGGGCGGCCUAUUCAUUGACUAG